This is a messenger RNA of Yamadazyma tenuis ATCC 10573, 1188 nucleotides long. NCBI's taxonomy places the organism in Eukaryota, Fungi, Ascomycota, Pichiomycetes, Serinales, Debaryomycetaceae. The record is from RefSeq and is a predicted model, not a curated record.
UCCAAUUUUUGCCUUGAAAAAUUCUACUAUCUUUCGCCAUAAUAAAUAAUGUUACAGAUUAUCACAUCUAUUGCAUUAAUGGCAGCUGUUGCUGCUGCUAGUACCACUGUGGAGGAUGUUGCUUCCCUGACUGUAUGGGAUCGUAUCAAGAAUAACGACUGGAGAUUGGAAUUGAUCACUAUCAGUUUCACCCUUGGGUUUGUGGUUUUAUUCAAGAUUGGUGAUUUGUACAACAAGAGUUUAGUUACCAAGUUUUUGGAAGGAACCAAGGAAACUUUGGAAGCAAACUUUUUCCAAGUGGGAGUUUCUAAGGAAGACUUGUACAUCAAGGAUUCCCCUGAAAACUAUUCUUCUUAUGCCACUGGUAGAGAAAACAUCGCCAAGGUCAACUUUGACUUUAAAUUGAGACCAAGAAACAACAUUUUUGUUUGGAUUCUUGAAGGUAUUAUGUCCUAUUUCACUGAGUACGUUCAAAAGCCUAUCGAUAAGGUUGAUAUCGUCAUUCAACCUUCAAUUCCUUAUGAUAACUUUAUCAGCGCAAUUGUGUCUAAACUUGGAAUGAAUGACUUCAGAAAGUUCAAUUACUUUUUGUCUUUGACCAGAACCGUUGACUCUACCAAGAUCCCUGAAUCAUUUGUAUUUAUGAGUGAAGGUAGCGAAUUCCAUGACAAGUUAUUGACUCCAGCUUUGGCUGAUGCUUUGACUAUUGAAGCUGCUUCAUAUAUCAGAUAUAUUGCGUUCACUGACCAAGCUACUGAAAAGCCAGAUUCUCCAGAAGGUUAUGCCCCUUACCGGAGAAUUGUUAUUUCCAUGAGCUUACCUUCCAAAAAGGCUCAAAUUGCUCAAAUUUCCAAGACUUUAGAUGCUAUAUUUUCUAUCAUUGACGGUAUCGCCGAAAAGUCCAUUACCUUCAAGUCCGAAAGUUUGAAAAAGGUAGCCAAGACCAGAGAAACCGAAUUGAACAAAAUCUUGAAGGCCCUAGAACAGGAAAGACUAGAAAUCGAAGCUGAAGAAAAGGCCAAGUUAAAGAGAGAAGAAAGGGAAAAGAUCAGAAACUUGAGUCCUGAAGAACAAGCCAAGUUGGAGAAGAAGGAGCUGGAAAAGAAGCAAAAGAAGCUUCAAAAGAAACAAAGAGUUAGAAUGUAAUCAAGUUUGACACUUUUGUAUAAAUAUAUAAUCCUUAUUUCU